Trematosphaeria pertusa is the source of this 1113-nucleotide messenger RNA. RefSeq lists its product as uncharacterized. Bases 1 to 1113 code for a protein of 370 amino acids. The transcript has a single exon. The record is from RefSeq and is a predicted model, not a curated record. NCBI's taxonomy places the organism in Eukaryota, Fungi, Ascomycota, Dothideomycetes, Pleosporales, Trematosphaeriaceae.
AUGGACAAGGAACGCUUCAUCCGCAGCUUGGCUCUGCCGGACGAGGACUGCCCCAUCUGUAAGUUGCCGUACAGCCCUGAAGAGUUUCCCGUACGAACUGCAUGCGGGCAUUGGUUCCAUCGAGAAUGCCUCGUGCAGGCCGUCGAGCAUGCACCCUCUCCGCACACGUGCCCCUAUUGCCGCGAUCCUAUGUACUCCCCGGGAGAAGACGAAGAAGAAGACGACGACGAAGACGACGACGAAGACGAAGACGAAGAAGACGAAGACGAAGACGAAUACGAAGAAUACUACGUCGGCUCCAACUGGAUACCAAAUCUUGGAGGGAUGAGCUAUGGACGUAUGUGGAAAGAGCGCUGGGAUAAGGUUGCUGACUUGUCCGAUGCUGAGCACGCCGCGCUGGUAGGUUACAUCUGGCGCACGAUACGCCGCUACUCGGCCCUCAAUCUCACCGACUCGGGGGCUUUCACACACCUAGCGACCGUUCACUUGUUGACUGGUAUCAUGCUCAAUGUUGGCCGCGACAUAUAUCGAGAUCCCGACUGCCCGUUUUCGGACGCCCUACUGCGCUACAUCGAAUUCUCCGCCAUCCGUAUAGACGACCACUUGUCUCUGCCUGUCAUCGAAAGGCGGUUCGGCGACGAACCUCUUCGUUCUCUGAUCAAGAUGAUGAUGAGCCUACAUAGCUUCAUCCCGGCUGACAGCCUCUCUACUGAUAUUGCCCUCCUUUGCUGGAAAGCCGCUAUGGUACUUUUCAAGUACCGGGAGUCUUAUUUGGCGCUGGCUACCGUAGACGAAGCCACUCUCGUUAUUCAUUUCCUACUCGUGAUUGAGAACCUGAGUAUCGUAAAUGGGAGCACUGAGCAGCGGAUGAUGUUUGAGCGAACUUCCUAUUUCUGGUACCUGGUUAACUUUAAUCUCAACCUGGACCACUCAUUUCAGUUCCGGCGAUCUCUGAGGCGGGAAGUGCUCCAUCUUCAACAGAUGUCAGGAUCUCAGGACUCGCCCGUGUUCACUGGUGCCCCUUCUGAAUCUGAAGAGGUUUGUCGCAUUAUGCUUAGCCCGUUGCUCCAGACUAGCAAUCCAUUUUCAAACGGUCAUAGGCGAAGUUUCUAG